Molecule: messenger RNA, 222 nt
Organism: Zasmidium cellare ATCC 36951
Lineage: Eukaryota; Fungi; Ascomycota; Dothideomycetes; Mycosphaerellales; Mycosphaerellaceae
Exons: 2
Coding region: 1-222 (73 amino acids)
Source: RefSeq, a predicted model, not a curated record
AUGUCUUUUGAUGGGGUGAGACUCGCCUGCCACCCCGCCCCUCGCAUUGCAACCACCGCCUACACCGACAACGGUCUACGAUACCUCCAUAUCCAUUCCUGUCCCAAAGUCAGUUCUACGGUCGCCGAAGAACGAGUUGCCCGUCGCAUCGAACAAGACCGACCGAUGGCACGACCAGGCAUCUACAUCUUAUCGUCCAACCUCAGCGUUCAGCAAGGAUGA